Messenger RNA from Chondrus crispus (carragheen), 3592 nucleotides. RefSeq lists its product as hypothetical. The record is from RefSeq and is a predicted model, not a curated record. The coding region runs from base 1 to 2316 and encodes 771 amino acids. The transcript has 2 exons. NCBI's taxonomy places the organism in Eukaryota, Rhodophyta, Florideophyceae, Gigartinales, Gigartinaceae.
AUGGACGACGUCCUGGCCGGCCUCAUCGGAUGCUCGGCAUCCACCCGCGCUAACGUCAGCCAGAACAAGGGCAAGAGAGCGAAGCGCGUGCGAUGGAGUCAGCCGGAGGUUUGCGCACUGCGUACCGGCGUGGCAAGGUAUGGACAAGGGAGGUGGGCCGUUAUUUUGAGGGAGUUUGCCAAUGACUUUCAUCCGUGUCGCAUCUCAGUCGACUUGAAGGAUAAGUGGCGCAAUUUGUUCAAGUCGCAAAAGACCCUGCUGGUUGCUCACCCGGACAAGCUCACCCAGCCCCAUGUCGCGGGGCAUCCAUCCGAUCGAAAGCCUAUCCAACCGCAUGUCGGGCCGGUCCACACCACGCCGGUCAACGACUCCUUUGCUGUCGUUGAGCAAACUGCCCCGCCGAUGCACCACGCCUCGCGCCAGCCUGACGACACCCCGCCGCAGGAGCACGUCAAUGUCACAUGCGAGUAUGGCCAUGAGCAGCCGCAGUCGGACGCCGACGACCAGUACGUCACUAUUGAUCAUUCGCAUCACCAUGACAACCCUCACGAUCAUCAUCACUUUCACCACCAUCACCAUCAUCAUCAUCAUCACCUCACUGCGUCCCACGAGUAUCCAAACAACGUUCCGAAUGCUCGUGCUAUUGACCAUGACCCGACUUUUAGUGAGCAGGUCCUCGUCGCCCAUCACACGGACCCCCAUCACGCCGACCCCGUUGCUCAUCUUCAUCAUCAACACCACCAUCCCGCCAUCCAUAGCACUGAUCACGACAAACACCCUCCGGUUGAAACCCAUGACCAGGACGGUAAGGAGGUCGGCACCGCGGAUGUCCCACACCGAGAACAUGUUCAUCACGCUGACAAACAACAUUCCGAGCCGCAUCAUCACUUAGAUCACGAGCAUCGAAGCUCAGACAUCCCGCACAGCUCCCAUCCGCCAGAAAGUGACUCUCCUCAAACUGACGAACACCAGUCGGGUGCGCAUCAACUCCCUGCCGUGGACGGCGACGACCAGUUGCACCAUAUCCACGGUGUCGCAGGGCAAGCGACAGAGGUCGAAGAUGCCUACCAAGAUCAUCCUGAUCAUGCGCCACACACUGACCACGUCCACGAGCACGAAGACGAGCAGCAAGCGCAUCUUGCCGAGUCAGAGCCGCAAGAGAUUGGAGCGCAAUACCACUGUCCCAAUCAUAGCCCAGCAGUUCAUAGUCAUGAGCAUGUCGCGCAUGACAGAGCUGAAAGCCCAAAUAGGGACGCUGCACAUCCAGUUGCAGACAGUGAACUUGUGGGAAGUGAAGAGCAUGUUUUCGAUAAUGUCGACACUCACGACCAUCACCCAGGCCAUGUACCAGAUCACGCCACUGACCAAGCCGUAGGUCGAGCGAUUGUGUUCGAAGAUGAGGACCGCGACAAGGCUGGCGUUUUAGCGAAAGGGCACGGAAGCCACCCAGACCCAGACUUGGGAGGGUAUCAGCCCGAAGGGCAGAACAGGAGUAAUGCAACGGCAGCGGAGGCAGCGGAUGAUAAACUGGAUAACGCAAUCACCGAAACAGGACAGGAGCACGCUGCGGACGGACAGGAACUGGUAGAUGAAGGCAUGUCGCAGCCAAAGGUAUCGCAGGAGGCAGACGAGUCCAAUGAGCAGCUUCAGGAAUCAGUCCAACACGGAGUGGAGGACACCACAACAGAUGGGCUAGUGUGUAAAGAUGAAUUAGACGAGUAUUCUACUGUGGCGACUGAAGGUCCAACAGGGGACUCGAGGAAAGCAGAAGAAAAUGAUGUCAUCAUCCAUGUGGAAACAGAUGGAACCACAAAUGCGGCAGAACGUGGUGUCAGGAAUGACAUAGGGCUAGCAACUUCCGGUGAAAGCGAACCUACGUUUGAAAGUAGCAACGCUGUUGGUGCUGUAGAGAUAGAGCAGGAUGAUAGUGACAUAGCGGGAGAAGCUUUACAUGUGGAGGAACAAGGCACAGAUGUGGUUCCGAAGAGUUUUGAAGUCACAAAGGGCGCAUCAACAUCUGAUAUGGUGGAUGUCAAUGAAACAGAGGCGGAAACUAUGGACCGUGAGGAUGCGGGCUCGAGCUCCGUUGACGACGGACGGCUAAGAAUGACGGCAAGUCAAGUAAUAUCAGAGCAAAGAGGAUUGAAGAGAGGUCGUAACCUGACGGGCGCGGAAGAGCAGGAAGGGUCGGGAGAGGAUUCUGAAAAUAUCGGUUUUUCAAGAAAAAAAGGCAAGCAAGAGAGUGAUGCAAAACCUCAUUUCUUGGAUGAUGAUGUAACCAAUGAAUGGUCAUCGGGGCCACCACUCCCACAGUAGGGCCACCAACAGAAGGUCCACUAGUCCCAUCACGACUCUCUUUACACUUGGGAGUGUGAGUCGAGCCUAAUUUUCUACUGUAACAAGGGAAGCCGCAAUCUUCUACAAUAACACUAAUCACUAUUUCGCUACCCCUUCUCGCCAUCUUCCUAGCUACGCCGAAGAUCACAAAACAUGCCUUACGGCAGUCAGAGGCGAUGACGCACUGCAAGUCCACCCCGCGCCGCUGUGACUUACCGAGUCAUGCAAGCGUUUCGCCAGCAUAGAAAACAGAAAAUGUACAUGCAAGCUCAGCGACGAUACGGGCUCGGACUGACCCCAGCGAAGGUCAGGUGCCCGCAACAGUCGUGCCUGCCUGCAUGUGCAUAUAGAGGUACAGAGAGAGGCGAGAAAAGUCACGCAAAAUGGCGAUGACAGGGUCGGUAAAAACCACCUGUCCACAAUGCCACAACGAGUGUUAUGUAAGUAAAAACGGAGCUUCACGGAACAUCUUAGUCGUCGCUUUCGUCGUGGCUCUCGUCGAGACUUUUCUUUUGUUGAGACCUGCGAUAGUUACUCAAGCGGACGGACAAAUCUUGGAACUCAGCCUUGGUAAAAUGUGUCGUGUUGUGACGCGCUGAUGCAAAGUCGGCCAUGGCGUCAACUUCGUCCUGCGCGAGGUUGAUGCCGAAUGCAUGCAAAGUCUUUGCGAGCUCCCUACUGGAGAUGAUGCCUGUGUGCUCGGUAUCGAGCACGUUGAAGAUGUCAUCUUCAUUGAUGUCCUGGUAGGUAUCGUAGACAGCGAAGAAGUUGAGGAAAUGUUGGAAAUUGAGAUAGUCGGGGACGCGUUGUCCCUUAGGGGUGCCUGCGGCCUCCGCGAUGAGGUCUCGAAGCUGUUUGUCGUUGGGGCGCUGGUCGCCGAGAAGUUCAAUAAUUUGACCAAAUUCAUUGAGAUGGAUGUUGCCAUCCUUGUUGAUAUCGAAGAGGUUGAAGACGUACUUGAAGUCGGAGAUGGCGCGGGUGGUGAUGUCGUCUUCUGAGAGCUUGGCGUAAGUGCGAGGCAUUUUUUCGCGGUAAUUAACGAGAUGGAAACGUACAGUGCAGAAAAGAUGGCCGAAGCAGAGUGUGUAGUCUUUUAGCACGAGGUGACGGUGGUAACGGGUGUGCAAAUGCUGUCUUUGAGUAGAGGUUUGGAUGAUGUUACGCGUAGAGUGUACACACAGUUACAGGAGAAGAUGAAUGCCGUUUGUAGUUGUUUAUCGAAGGGGAUACACAGAUGAAAACAAACAAAAGAAAA